Aspergillus steynii IBT 23096 is the source of this 2024-nucleotide messenger RNA. RefSeq names its product alpha/beta hydrolase. The transcript is spliced from 6 exons. The record is from RefSeq and is a predicted model, not a curated record. Lineage: Eukaryota; Fungi; Ascomycota; Eurotiomycetes; Eurotiales; Aspergillaceae. Bases 1 to 1887 code for a protein of 628 amino acids.
AUGCGUAUUUUCAAGAAUUCUCGACCAACGAUGGGACAGGUCUUCACGAGGAAACUCACGUACCUGGUGACAUUGUUCAUGGUCAUUUCUCUGGCGAUAUAUGGGUACAGCGAACAGUUUGCCAGAGGUGCUGUUCCUGAGAUUGACUACCCCGUCCUGAUCCCUCGCUCUGAGAGCCCAUCCGUUAGUUGGGAACAGAUAGUUCCGUCCUCGCAUCUGGUUUACCACCCCUGUUUCGAGGACUAUCAAUGCGCACGUCUGGAGCUUCCCAUGGAUUGGAAACGCACCGAUGGGAAAGGUUCCAAGAUCGCACUGGCAGUGAUCAGGCUGCCCGCCAAAGUGCCCGUGACUGAUGCGCGAUACGGCGGUCCAGUUAUUAUAAACCCAGGUGGGCCAGGUGGUUCGGGAGUGAGCUAUGUCCUUACGGAUGGGAAGCAGAUCCAAGGGAUCGUUGAUUCCGAGGGAUCAGCAAACAUGGGGGUUGGGAAGCAUACGGCAGCCCCCGGGAAGUAUUUUGAUAUCAUGAGUUUCGACACAAGAGGGACCAACAAUACAACGCCGCCGUUUUCCUGCUUUCAAGACUCGGCGACCAGAAAGGAGUUCCUGUCGCAGCAAGACGCCGAAGGUAUGCCCGGGAGCUCCGACCUGGCAUUUGAUAAUUUCUGGGCACGAUCUGCGUCAGUCGGCAUCACCUGCUCUCAGGCUGCCGAGGAGAGCAACUUAAAGGGUGAAGAGUGGAUCGGCCACCAUAUGAACACGCCCCCUUCGGUGGCGGAUAUGGUGGCGCUUAUCGAGCGUCACGGAGAAUGGCGGGAGAAAGAAACCAAAGCACUCCUGCAGCCCACCCAUCAAAAGUCCGAUGUCAAUGCAAUCCGACUGCGGAAUCGCUGGAAGAGAGGCAAGGAGAAGCUUCUCUACUGGGGCAUAUCCUAUGGAUCCCUUCUCGGCAUGACUUUCGCAACCAUGCACCCCGGCCGGGUUCAACGCGUUGUACUGGACGGCGUGCUGGAUGCCUCAGACUAUUAUGCCGGCGGUUGGCUCACGAGCAUUCAGGACGCAGACCAGGCGUUUGAAUCGUUCUUUGAAUACUGCCAUGAGGCGGGACCGGCGCAGUGUGCCCUUGCGCAUGGCGAUAGUUUGGUGGAUAUGAAACUCCGCGUAGACGAAUUGGUUGAGAAGCUGAAAACGAACCCCGUGCCAGUCCCAGGGUCGGCGACUCGUCCUCCAGAUAUCAUCACCUAUACCGACGUCAAGACGACGAUAACGAGUGCGCUCUAUCAGCCCAUGGAACUGUUUGAGACUCUGGCGCAGCUCCUGGCUGAUCUCUCGCGCAAUAACGGUUCGUCUUUUGCGGACUUCAAGUAUCAAGGAGCAGCAGCGACCUGUCAAGGGCCGGACCAGCUAGCUAUAGUCGCAGGAGACAAUAUGUUCGAAGCGCAGGGGAGCAUCAUCUGUACAGAUGGAAGGAGUAUCGACGGGAUUAGCAAAGACAAGUAUCGACAAUACUGGAAGACUCUUUACGAACAGAGUAAAACCAUUGGGGAUGAAUGGUCUCAGAUCCGCCUGGCAUGCAUCAAAUGGAAACCGCGACCAACAUGGGAAUUUAAUGGUCCGGUCGCCGGCCACACCUCGUAUCCGCUUCUAUUCAUCGGAAACACUUAUGACCCUGUGACACCUCUCCGGAAUGCCGUGAAAAUGGCCCGAAGCUUCCCCAGGUCUGUUGUCUUGCAGCAGAACUCCGUGGGUCAUUGCUCGUACACUGGCCCUUCAUCAUGCACAGAUCAAUCGAUUCGUCGAUAUUUCCAGAGCGGCGUUCUCCCUCGGCGUGGAACCAUUUGCGAAGUGGACAAGCGGCCGUUCGGACUUCCUCCAGCAGUGAAGAAUUAAAGAGCGAGAGAGAGCUAGAUAUAUCUCUAUAUGCUUAGUAUUAAGGAAACCGUGAUCGGGGCAUGGGAUAGAUGUCUAUAGAAAGAAGGCUUUAUCCGCCACGCCGGCGGGAUACAAAUAGAGAAAAGAGAAUCAAC